AUGGUUCAUUUGCAUUUCCCAUUCUCUAAGCGCCCAACUAUGAGCCUGUCGUUCACCGAACCCAUCUACAUUCGUUUCUCCAAGAGUGUGAAGCGGCACACACCCUACGUGGACUCCAGGACUCAUCCUUCGCCGGCGCGGCAAAGUGCUCUACGAGAUUCGAGUUGGUCCAGCCAAAUGGAUACGCCACGCGAACUAGAUCCGGCCGACGGAUGGGCAGAUCCUGUCUACAGGACCGAGUGA
Opisthorchis viverrini is the source of this 243-nucleotide messenger RNA. RefSeq lists its product as hypothetical. Bases 1 to 243 code for a protein of 80 amino acids. Lineage: Eukaryota; Metazoa; Platyhelminthes; Trematoda; Opisthorchiida; Opisthorchiidae. The record is from RefSeq and is a predicted model, not a curated record. The transcript has 2 exons.